UCCCACCUACUGGAUUACUGAGGUUUUUUUUGCGCAGAGAAGACAAGGUUCUCAUGCAUGACAAAAGGGGCGCAAUAUUGUAAGUUCCAUCCUUCUUUCCAAACAAUAAUUUGAUGCGCAUUCAUUAUUUUGUUUUCACUACAAGACUGAGCGGGUGCAUUUCUGCCUGAUCCUUCUCGCGAGUGGGCUACAUAACCGUGACGAUACCUCACCGGAUGAUAGUGGCUAUUAUUGUACUCUGACCUCUAUUGAAAUGACUAUCCAGCACCAAGACUGUUGCGUCCUUCCAGAGGCACCGCGCGGGCAGGCUACUCAUUGGAUGAACGUCCGCCGCAAUCCGUAGCCUAUUCCAGUGCCCUUUCCUUAUCUUCUCGGAAAUGCAAUAACAGUUGGGGUGGCUUUUAUAGUGGUAAAACUCAACAGGAAUACUGCAAGUUGAGGAAACGAACAAUGUGACACGUACAGUGCCCGACAAAGAACGACGAGGCUGUGUAUCUGUCCAUCAGCGUCUCCUCCCACCUGUGACCUGGGUUUUCCUCUCCUGCCCUCCGAACACUCUUCUGAUGUGUUAAAGCACACUUUGCUGAACGUGAGUUCCAUUUUAUUCACAAAAACAAUAUAUUAAUGUCCUAUGUUAUAGUGCUUCUGGGCCCAUGUUCUGUUGUCAGAAAAUAUUUUGAAAAGGAAUGAAACCUACCUGAAUAUGUCCAAUUUGAACACACAUUCCCAGUUCCCCCUACAUUGUGUCCUAUUGAAAACAACCCGGGUUUCUGUUAGCCCAGUGGCCUUGUGAUGAUGACGUCACUUCCUGUGCCUCCAGAGUUUGAUGGAGAGCUGGUCGGAUGACAGCUGGAACUGUUGUCAUAACCGGAGGAAUUCUCGCCACGGUGAUUCUCUUGGUUAUCAUAGCAGUGCUCUGUUACUGUAGACUCCAGUAUUACUGCUGUAAGAAGAAUGGGUCAGAAGGGGACACCGGCUCCAUCACGCAGCCCCAUUUUGCCUGCAAUGCGUGCAGUGCACCCGGGGUGGAUGGGGCGGCCGUCACCCCCCUCUUCCCAGAGCCCACUGCCCCCCACGCAUCAGGGCCUCCCCGCAACUACUGCCCCACCUGCUCGCCCUACGAAUCACCCUUCUACAUCCGCACCACCGAUGGGAUGCGCAACGGUGGCGAGCGCAUCACCUACAUGCCCACUCACUAUGAGAACCCAGCGCUGGGUCUCGACCUGCCCUCCCUGCACGGCUCCCUGCUGAGCACCGGCCAGCAUCGCAGCAACCCAGCACCGGACUUCUAUACCAACACUCGCGCUAUAAGUACAGAGGUGUGACCCACUUCGUAUGGGGUCCUGGUGGCUCAGUUGGUUGGAGCGCGCUGCUUCCAACUCUGGUGUUGUGGGUUUGAUUCUGUACACAGAAUAUUUGUUCAUUUUUCGUUUUGGAUAAAAGAAACUGGUAAAUUACCAUAUUUUUAUGAGGAUGGCCACUGGUAGCCACUGUCUCUCUCUGCUGACCGCUACAGAGAAGAUGAUGGAAAAGUAGCAUUGAGAGACAACAUGGAGCAUUGACCACUUGAUCUGGUCAAACACUUCCUGGUUCUCUCUCUCUCUCUCCCUACACUGUCAGCUAGCUUCCAGCUGGUUCUCUCUCUCUCCCUACACUGUCAGCUAGCUUCCAGCUGGAUUCGGGUAGACUCCAACAGUACUGUUUUUUAAAUUUAAAUGGAGGUAGCCAUGUUUGUUGUUGUUUAAACCCCCUUAGGCUCCUGUAAUACAGAGGCAGAGAUCAUCCCUUUGUGUUUAAUUGACUAAGGGGACAAGACCAAGACCUAUCCACUGUCUGGCAAGGUAGUGUGUGGGAUUCCAAUCUUCACUGUUUGAGGGCUAUCUGUAUUGUGGUUUCACCUGCACCUACUCUUUGUCAUUUCCUUGUAUCUGCCAAUAGAGACAAAUGAAAGCUAACUGCAUUUGAGUGAUGGUAAUCCAGAAGAAGAUGAACAAUCAAGUUUCCUAAGAGUAACGCAGAAAACACAAAGAGACAGUAACUACUUCAGAGCUUUCUCUAUGCAAGCUCUUUCACAAUCAAACCUGAAACGGUUGGAGAGAAAAGCCUAACAAUGCAGCUGUCAAUUGUGUAUGUUUUUUUCUUUUUCAAAAAUGUUUGUCAUAUGUAACUGGAACUAUUGAAAGAUUAUUGUUUGUUGUCUUCUGUUAUUGAAAGAUGUAUGUACUACGCCGACUUUUGAGACCAUGGAAUUUGAUUCCAUAAUAUUACGACUCAAAUAUUGCAGUUUAAAAGAUACUUUUAAUGUAAGGACAGUGGCAUUUUGUCAGUGGGUGAUGCAGAAUUUCAGUUAGUGAUGAUUUGUCCGUUUGUCUCUGUACCCGUGUCAUUGAGUUAGGCUACCACUCUUUGCUCAGAGCACUGAAGCUACGGUACGGUUCAAAUGAACAUAUUGUAUUUCUCUUUAUUGACAGUGAUGCAACAACUUGGAAAUGUAUAUAUUACCAAAUGCAUUGAAGGCAUUUAUAAUUAUUCGUUUGUCUCCUUGAUUGACUGGCUGAUGACUUUUUGGGGAUUCGGCCACAAUGUAUUUUUAAUUGGGACGUGCAAGUCUGGUAUAAUUUAGAUGUAGUUUGUGCCAUUUUGUGUCCACACUUCAGAUCCCCUGAGUGUUGAUUCUAUGAACUGUAAACGUCCAUGUCUUUACACAUUUGAGUGUUUCUUUCAACUUAUGAAAUAAAAUAUCUAUGGUAAUUGGUAAGAAAAUACAAUUAUUAGCCUAUUUAUAUUAUUAUAUGGUACUCAUUUUAAACUCAUAUUAGACAAUAUUGCUGGCCAUGUGUAUUACUAUUUUGCCCCUGUUGGUGUCUUUUUAUGUUUUGGAGUGAAAAAAAUGUGUCGAUUUGAUUGGUUGAAACAGCAAAGCAAAAAAAGUACAUUUAUGAUAGUGGUGAUAUUAAUUUUGCUAUAUUUUUUUUCUAAAACCGACCACAUUUACUAGUUCUGCUUUGAGUAGAAAUGCCCUAUGCCCUAUCAUGCA
Molecule: messenger RNA, 3037 nt
Organism: Oncorhynchus kisutch (coho salmon)
Lineage: Eukaryota; Metazoa; Chordata; Actinopteri; Salmoniformes; Salmonidae
Product: protein FAM163A
Exons: 4
Coding region: 843-1325 (160 amino acids)
Source: RefSeq, a predicted model, not a curated record